Messenger RNA from Glarea lozoyensis ATCC 20868, 1167 nucleotides. Its product is annotated as C2H2 and C2HC zinc finger. Gene Ontology annotation, biological process: regulation of transcription by RNA polymerase II. Bases 1 to 1167 code for a protein of 388 amino acids. NCBI's taxonomy places the organism in Eukaryota, Fungi, Ascomycota, Leotiomycetes, Helotiales, Helotiaceae. Gene Ontology annotation, cellular component: nucleus. The record is from RefSeq and is a predicted model, not a curated record. The transcript is spliced from 4 exons.
AUGAACGACCAACCGAACCAACAGGAAUACCCAGCAGAUUUUGUGGCUUGGGAUGAUUGGCUACACCCAGACCCGGAAGAGGGGGACGGGGCGCAAGAUGCAAUUUCGUUCGGAAGUUGGCGAACUUGUGAAACUUUCCAGGGUUACACAGCAUGUGGCAAUUCCAUCUCAUUUCCCGGGUACGCAAUUACUCCAGAGGAUGCUGAUAAAUGCCUAGGCUUCUCAAUGUCGACUCCAUUGGAUGAUGGCUCUCCAGAAGCCUCAAUGUUCACGUCAUUGGAGGAUGCAAACGUGCUAGGCGAGUCUCAACGGCUAGAGCAGCUUGCUCUAGACCGCCCUCAAACUUCUCAUUAUCCUUACAUCCGCAUCACCUAUCUAAGAAAAACAUGUGCAACUUGUCAGGCGCCGCUUAGUCCACGAAACAGCGACCUCGAUAUCGAGCGUCCUGCUUGUACCAAGAAUAACCUUGAAAGCCACGAACAAUUGAUUUGCUCUGGGUGCGGGGAAAAGUUCAAAGAUGUUUCCAACUUGAAAUCACACUGGUCAAAAUCUUGUGUUGAUGGGUACAAGUCUUUCGUUUGCACAUACCCAGACUGUACAAGACCUGUUUACGCCGAGAAUUCUCAUUGGAAGACUUGGCACAACGCCGUGACCUGGUUGUGUGCUGAAUGCCGCAACAGCUUUGCUACUCGGGAAGAAUUAGAGAUCCAUAACAAAUUGGAAACUCAUUUUGGAUUUGCUUGUCGCUUUCCUGGAUGUAAAUGCACAACUCUUCGAUUCAACGAACUUGCUCGCCAUCAACUAGUCCACCUCGAGAACACUACUCGAUAUUCCUGCUCUCAUUGCCGAAAAUAUCAAGGCAACAAAGGCUUCAAGCGCAAAGACCACUUGCGUCAACACAUCCGUGAUUAUCACCACAUUGAUGAGGCCAUAACGGCUACCGAACAAGAACAAGUUCCUACUGUCUUCAACUGCCCACGGGAAGGAUGCGACCGAAUCGACAUGAACGGGUUUGAGAGUAAGAAGCUACUGACCGUUCAUCUCAAAAAGGAUCAUCCAUCCCCAUUUCAAUGUCCUGAACCUGGAUGCCAUCGCAUAGGUAUCAAUGGCUGGCUGAGGGGGACGGACAUGAUCAAGCAUACGAAGAAGGCACACCCCAAGGUGUAG